UCAGAAGAGAGGAGGGCGUAUGCCGCUGGCACGGGCUGAGAGUCAAAUAGGCUGACAUUCGAGAACAACUCAACGGUGUGCUGGGGGUGGCAAGAGCGAUGCGAGGGCAAGGCUGGAGCUGAGCCUGCGAGACAUAGCUAGGAUAUCCGUCAAACUGAGCUUAUUUAGUCGCCAAAGAAAGCCUAACGUUCUAACAGUUAGCGUUUAAAGGACGAGAGACCAUGUCGGUGCUGGCUUUGCAAGAAUACGAAUUCGAGAGGCAAUUCAAUGAAGAUGAAGCCAUUCGAUGGAUGCAGGAGAACUGGAAGAAGUCCUUCCUCUUCUCUGCACUCUACGCUGCCUGCAUACUCGGUGGGCGGCAUGUAAUGAAACAAAGGGAGAAGUUUGAAUUGAGGAAACCUUUAGUACUAUGGUCUUUAACACUUGCAGCCUUCAGUAUAUUUGGUGCCAUCAGAACUGGAGGCUACAUGGUGAACAUCUUGAUGACCAAAGGCCUAAAGCAGUCAGUGUGCGAUCAGAGUUUCUACAACGGACCAGUCAGCAAGUUCUGGGCCUAUGCUUUUGUCCUCAGCAAGGCACCUGAACUAGGUGAGAUUAUAUGUCUAUAG
This is a messenger RNA of Sinocyclocheilus grahami, 608 nucleotides long. It is a transcript of the gene elovl6, whose product is annotated as ELOVL fatty acid elongase 6. Gene Ontology annotation, biological process: fatty acid elongation, monounsaturated fatty acid; very long-chain fatty acid biosynthetic process; fatty acid elongation, saturated fatty acid. The record is from RefSeq and is a predicted model, not a curated record. The transcript has 3 exons. NCBI's taxonomy places the organism in Eukaryota, Metazoa, Chordata, Actinopteri, Cypriniformes, Cyprinidae. Gene Ontology annotation, cellular component: endoplasmic reticulum membrane. Gene Ontology annotation, molecular function: fatty acid elongase activity. Bases 222 to 608 code for a protein of 128 amino acids.